CUCAUAUUUACAUAAUAAUAAGGAAAUUGUUUAUAUAACUUUAAAUUAUAAAUUAUGCUAGAAAUAAAUUUUGAAUUUUUGAUUAUAUGAUAUGGGAUAUUAAGUCUACUCUAAUUCAAUUCAAUUUUUAGUUUAAUAUAAUCCCCUUUAGUUUACAGAAAAAUGGGAGAAAAUAAUAUAUAUAAUUAGGCUGGAAUUAUAAAACUUCCUAUAAAUCAUAUGACAUGUAUAUUGCUACUUAUAACUCCGGCCGAAAUUAUGAUAAUUCUGGUCAUGUUUUUGUCCCUUCAGAUUGUAAUCUCCAUUGUUAUGUUAAACGACUAAGAAAGCUGUGAUGAAUUUGCAUCACGAACUAUAAUACAAUUAUAUAAAUGUUUUAAUAUACUUUGCAACAAAAAUAUUAUGAAAGAUAAUUCUUUAAACAGACUCUAAAAUAUCUUUAGAGUCCAAUCUUUAUUAUUUACAAUUGUAAAUCCAAAAUUAAUUUAUUAUGUGGUAUACUGUUAAUUCGGUUUAUAUCGGCCAAUUUACAAAGUAUGGUAUAUUGACAAGUCUUGCAUCAUCAGUAAUAUUAGUACUAUAUAUGUUUUUCUAUAAUGCAAAUAUAAGAUUUGUUUCAUCUGUUGUACUCCAUAACGUGAUGGCUGCAAACAUUCUGAGUUGUUUAAAAGCUUGUAGGAAAAAACCAAUAAUUUAUAAUUGAUGGAAUAAUAGGAUAAAGAAAUCAA
Rhizophagus irregularis DAOM 181602=DAOM 197198 is the source of this 728-nucleotide messenger RNA. The record is from RefSeq and is a predicted model, not a curated record. Lineage: Eukaryota; Fungi; Glomeromycota; Glomeromycetes; Glomerales; Glomeraceae.